Molecule: messenger RNA, 2787 nt
Organism: Sugiyamaella lignohabitans
Lineage: Eukaryota; Fungi; Ascomycota; Dipodascomycetes; Dipodascales; Trichomonascaceae
Gene: TEL2
Product: Tel2p
Exons: 1
Coding region: 1-2787 (928 amino acids)
Biological process (GO): protein stabilization; telomere maintenance via telomerase
Cellular component (GO): cytosol
Molecular function (GO): telomeric repeat DNA binding; Hsp90 protein binding
Source: RefSeq, a predicted model, not a curated record
AUGGAUCAAAUAAUUAGGGAGCUUAAGGGCUCGCCUGAUAAGUCACAAAUAGCUGGAAUUGCUUCACAGCUGUUGGCUGAAGAUGUGGUUAAUUGGACACAACCUAAUUCCGAGUCAUUGGAGCUAUUUUCUACUCUAAUCAACAAGGCGCUCCCUCAAUUGGAUGAUGGAACGAAAUUUGACCCAAUGCUGGUGGAUCUAUUUAAAAGUUUACCUGGUAUUUCAAGUCUUGUUACCAGAAUAUCAACUUUGGCCGAUUCAAUUUUAAGUGAGGACUCCAAGCUCGUAAAUCAUGCUGUGACUUGCUCUCAUAUCAACCUACUCUCUGCUCUGUUGACAGAUGUACUUCAGGUAGAUUCGUUCGCAACCGCCUACUACAGACUAGGCACCACCGGGAGUCAGCACUUACAUAGAAGAGAAUUGGUGGCAUUAUUUGCUGGUAGCAAAGUGUUUGAAUCAUUGUCAAUGGCAGCACAUUCAUUGGAUCAAUACUGCAACAAAUUUACAAUUGAUGAUCUUUCAAGGUUCAAAAAAUGGAAAAAUCUUGCCGAAGGUAAAGAGUACAUUAGACUACUGGCGGAACAGAUUAACUCAUUCUACAUUACGACUAUAAAAUCGGAGGAAGUCAUUGAUCGAAAAGAUUCUUUGGAAGUAGCCGGCGAAUUGUUGCUCAAGUCUACUAAACUGGGGUCACCGAUGGCUUUAAGUGAGCACUUUAUAACGGAAUCCAACUUCGAAAAUUUCCUUCAAAUAUUUAGUCAUGUUAAACACAGCAGGUGGCAUAUAUUGGAAGUCAGUAUUUUGCCAUACUUACAACGAAGAUAUCUUAGUUUUGGGCCGAGUGACAAAGCACUUGUCAGUUCAAUAUCCCGAGCUCUUGCUCUGUUUUUACAAAAAUGCCACUCGCCACCGAUUUUCAAAUAUGGUGAAUUGCCGAAGGUCAAUUUAAACAUGCGGCGAGUAUUAGUACUCUCGACGACCAUCUCAGGGCAACUGCUUCUUCAGAAUCAGUUCAACGAGUUAUUGGAAAGGUGGGGUAAUUUAUUAGCCAUAAACCAUGUUCCGGAAAUAGUUCAAGAGGGUCAAACACAGUUAUUGAUUCUUUCCUUGAGCCAGCUGGACAACCACGUUCUCAUUGGCGUUGCUAAUACCAGAAGUUACUUAGAUGCCAUCUCGAAUCGUUUAGGUGCUCUGACAGAUCAAGUGAGACUUUUAGGCACCUUAUUUGCUGAACAGUUAACCAAACAUAUUGAGCCUUCUAAGCCACUAGAUUUCGGCUUGGAGAGCAUGUAUGAUGAAAAUUUGAAACAGUGGUUGGAGGUGAACGAUCCGAGAGGAAGCGGAAUAAAGCCCAGCACUGAUAAUAUCUGGGAAAUUUUAAACAAAUCUUCUUCUGACAGUAACAGUAUACACAUUGAAAAUUUGCAUAUCUCACCGCGUAACUCGGCAAAGGAUAGAGAAAAUGGCGGUUUUGUGAAUGAGAUUGGACGGAACUCAGGCAGCAAUUUGAAGUCCAGUGCCUUGAUGAAAACACCUAAAAUAACUGAACUGGUUGAUGAUGUCGAUAUGGAGAACUCGGAUCUCAAACCUUAUCCAUUGCCUGAUUCUGACUCUGAUGACUCUGACGAUGACCCUACAUUAGUGUCUAAAACGAAAUCUAGUCCACCUGUCUAUAUAAAGGACUUGCUUUCAUAUUUACAAGAAGAGAAUUAUGAAAAGCAAAUGCUUGCUCUAAAUCACGGUGCGGAUCUUAUACGAAGAAAAGCGAGAUUUGGUCAGGAGGUCGACCUUUAUGCCACGGCUUUGGCUAGCCAAUUAGCUGGAAUGAAAGAUACAUUUAAUAUCGAAGAAUUUAACGAGAAAAGACUCAUCACCCUUUCAGCACUCGUGGCAUCGUCUCCUAAACUCGUGCCUCCUUAUCUAGCUGAGGUCCUAUUUACUGGCGAUUACUCUCUUCAACAGAGAAUUAACAUUCUAUCUAGUAUCACUUUAGGAGCUCGAGAAUUGAGUGGACUUAAACCCGCUGAUGCGAUCGAUGCUAAGCCAUCACCUUCAAAGCUUUUACCUCUAGGGGUACACCAGCUCUUUUCUAAUCCCCGAGACCAUUUGUUGGAAACAAGUCUACCGUCAACUGCAGAAAUAGAUUCUAUAUCCAGUGAACUCCAGGCAGAGCUUAUUCGAGACACAUCAGAGAAGGCCAAAAGUGAACUAAUAGGUGGACCAAAGGUGCUUAGGAUGUCUGCCAAGCUCAGUCGCGAACGCGGCGAACGUUCAUCCGACAAAUCGCAAAAAAUAACAACGAACAGUUUUGCUAAGUUGUGUAGUCGAUACUUUUUUUCACCUUUGCUCGGCCAAUGGUAUACCUCUGGUGGAGCUCAGUCAAUAGGUACCUACUCAAAUAUUUUAGUGGGCCAUUUCAUCAAGACUCUUGCAUUACUUCUUCAUGCUGCCUACCCUUCGAGUUCUGAUAUUCCCUCUAUGACUUCGCAACUUCUUGAUCUUGUUAUGGCCAAUCGUGGAGCUGCCAAAUCAGCUCUCCCAAUUCUUGAAUCCAUUUUAACUAGCAUGCUUGUUAUCCUUGAAAUAAACGAUCAAGAAUUCACUGUAGAAACUUGGUCAAGGCAGAUCGUCGACAUUAAAAUUUGGCUUGAGGACACUUGGCAGUCGAUCCCCAAUGAGAAGACCAGCUCCUUUGCAGCUGGAGUUCUGUAUAAAUUGACAGAGAUAAUGGCUAAAUGGGAACGCCGCUUGGUGGGCGAGUUCAACUCUCUUGAGGGUACAUUAUAG